Gadus morhua (Atlantic cod) is the source of this 4687-nucleotide messenger RNA. RefSeq names its product histone H3 associated protein kinase (gene haspin). NCBI's taxonomy places the organism in Eukaryota, Metazoa, Chordata, Actinopteri, Gadiformes, Gadidae. The record is from RefSeq and is a predicted model, not a curated record. Gene Ontology annotation, biological process: intracellular signal transduction; protein phosphorylation; mitotic cell cycle. The transcript is spliced from 15 exons. Gene Ontology annotation, cellular component: nucleus; cytoplasm. Bases 145 to 3750 code for a protein of 1201 amino acids. Gene Ontology annotation, molecular function: histone H3T3 kinase activity; ATP binding.
CUGAAGGUUUAUUUUGAACCAGAGGCGGUUGCAGGAAAUGAUUAAACGGUUCACUUAUUCGACUCUAUACGUUUGAAUCCCAUCCCCGUAAUGUCUAUAAUCUCAAUUUCGAGGUUAUAUACGCUAUAAAGUUCGAAAUUCAAGAUGGAUCGUGGGAGGCCGCUUUUUAUGAAAACGUAUAGCAAGCAUCUUCGGCAAAUCCCUGCCUGGAUCUCUCCUGACAGCCACAAACUGGCAUUCGACUCCAGCCUCUCCACCGGGGCGGACUCCUCUGUCUUGGAGCCCCCCAUAGCCCCGGAGAUCAGCAUGGAGAGCGCUACUUUCGCCAGCCGUAAGGGAAGGCGACCUGCCAAACGAAAAGUGCCGGUGUGUCAGAAGGAGAAGGAAAACACGUCCCCUGCCGUUGAUCCUCCGGUUAAGCAGAGGAAGAAGUACAGCAGGUGGACGACUGCCAAGCCGUCAUUAGACAGUAGCGAGAGCGAAGUGGACUUCACAUCUCGCCCGAAAAGAAGUAAGGUUACUGCGCAACGGAAGAAAAAGUUGAUAAAUGUCCCUGUUCCUUCAGCGGGCCGCUACGUGACCCUCCGCAGGGCAGCCCCCCCGCGCGCUGUCCGCGGUAAGGCCAGCUGCAGCUUCCUGAACUCCUCUGCUGAGUUUGUGGCGAACCAAGAGUCCGUCGCGCCCCGUCGGAUCCUCCGGCCGGCCACCGCUCUUCAGAGCUGCACCUCGGACGUGUCCGAGCCAGGCUCGGUGACUCUGAGCCUCGUCGCCGACCCACACCGACCGGAGGUUUCCCCGGCGGACGCCGCCGAGCGCGUUCUCGGACCCUCUCCCAGCAAGCCCCUCUUCUGCUCCACUCCGUCGGUCUCUCGGCGCCGAAGUCCCGCUGCCGCCACGGUCGCCGCCGCUGCCCCUCCCCAGGACACCUUGAGCCAUUUGAGUUUCCUCUGUACGUCCCAAGAGGACCCGCACUCGCCGGGGGACCCGUUCCACGCUCCCAAUGCCAAGAGCCAAGAUGAGGAGACGGGGUGUCCCUACGUGAUGGACGGCAUCCCCUUCCCAGCCGCCUCCUCCCACAUAUCCUCUGACACCGACAACGACAGCUGCUUCGUGUCUGCGCCGGCAUGGCCGGAAUGGCCGGAAUGGAUGUUGGAGGUUUUAAAGCAUAUCUGUCUGACCGAGCACUGCACUGUGGCGUUGGAGAGGUUGGAAAAGCUGAUCCCAGGAUACCUGGAUGGGUCAAGUUCAGGCCAUUUUCAGAAAACACCCCGGUCGACGGAGUCUGUCGACGACAGCCACUCGGUGGACCCAGCGCGGUCCGAGGGGAACGGAGCGACCCCUGACCCGACCCCGACGUUGCACGCCGGGGACGUUACUGAGCGACAGCCCGCCGUGUCCGCCCACGGCGAUCGGACGGCGGGCUUUUCACAGUCAGCCUCGAGCUCCGCCGACCGUCAGUCGGCACAGUUUACCGACGGUUUCGUGUCAGUGGAUAACACAACUUGUUCAGAGGACUCCGAGGACCUGUCUUGUGUCUGUAUAGAUCCUACCUACAAUGUUGAUGAUGAUGAGGACGACGAAGAGGAGGAGGUGGAUGUGGAUCGGGACAACGACGAGGACAGUGAUUGUAGUGUGGCGGGUGCAAGAGGCACUCACCCACUGGAGGACAGCCCUCCCGUCGAAGAGCGGGGCGCAGCCCUCAGGCCGAAGGAGUGCCAUGUUCCCCUCCGGAGAGUGUCUUUGUCUCCGCAGCCCGCGACUACGCCGCUCCAACUUGAAGCAUCCAGUCCGAGGAGUCACACUGUCGAACAAACCGAAAGCUCCUCUGCUCCUCAAACGGAUCAGGCAGGACGCAAGCGUGACAGGACGAGUACCGCUAGUCGGUGCAGGGCGGUCCCAUGCCCGACUCCUCCUCCCCCGGACCGGGGGGGCGGUGCAGCCGGGCCCCCGGAACCUGCAACCACGCCGCAGGAGGCGUGUCUCACAAAGCCCUGCGCCGUGCUGGUCAAGAGGACCCCAGACCCCGGCCCGGCCCCCCGGAGCGGCCCGGCCCCAGACGGACCUGAGCCCGACGAAGCCAAGCGGCCCGCACGCUCUCCCAGGAGAAGGAGCUCCUCGAAGGGCGUCCCGGAGGUGGCCGUCGCUCCACACGCCCGGGCAGCUGAGCCUCUCUCAAAGCCCGCCCAAAGGAAGGCGGCGUCCAAGGCUCCAAAAGUGAAGAGGAAGAGGUGCUUGUCCAAGGACCAGGGGUCCGGGACGGCGAGGAAGGCGUGCGUCAGCGGCCUGAGCGUCAGUCGCUGGAAGGACCAGAGCAACACCAGCAGCACCCUCCUGUUCCAGGCCCCCCGCGGGGCCCCGAAGGCCGGAGAAUGCAGCUUCACGGAGCCGCUCUCCCUGCAGCAUAAACCAUCCACGGUGUGGAGCCCGGGCCCCCUUCGUGGCAGCAGUGGACUGCUGUCCUCCCCAGUCCGGGCCCUCGGCCUCAACCUGUCCUCCGUGCUGGCACACUUCACGCCCAACACGCACACCUGGAGCCGACUGAAGGCGUCCCUCUCCGUGCACCGCAAGAAGAGAGUCGUGGUCAAUCUCGAAGACUCCUUCAGUAGGGACAUCAGCACGGAGCUCUUUGCCACGUCCACUCAAACCCCAUCCCGGGAAUAUAGCAGGGCCUCGCUGCUGCUCAGCCCCCCUCAGUCGGCGUCCCAGAACGGGGAGGACCUGUCGGAUGCCCAGAAGGUGUACUCCGAGUGCGGCCAGCAGGGGCCGCUGUCCUGGGAGGAGAGCAUCCUCCCCCACCGCCUGGCCCGAUGCCUCAAGGUCGGGGAGGGCACCUUCGGAGAGGUGUUCUCCACCACCAACGCCUCGGGCCAGACGGUGGCCAUCAAGAUCAUUCCAGUGGAGGGCAGCAAAACUGUGAACGGAGAGCCUCAGAAGACCUUUGGGGAAAUCCUCGCUGAGAUCAUCAUAUCCAAGGAGCUCAGCGACCUGAGGAACAAGACGCACAACCAGACCAACGGCUUCAUCGGACUCCAGGACCUGCACUGUGUCCAGGGCUGCUACCCUCCAGUGAUGCUGCAGGCCUGGGACGCCUUCGACCAGUGCAAAGGCUCCGAGAACGACAGACCAGAUUUCUUCGAGCCGCAGCAGUUAUUCCUCAUCCUGGAGUUUGAGUUCGGGGGCAGUGACCUGGAGAACUGCAACGGAACGCUGUCCUCCCUGUCUGUGGCCAAGAGUAUCCUACACCAGGUGACCGCUGCGCUGGCUGUGGCCGAACAGGAGCUGUGCUUUGAACACAGGGACCUCCACUGGGGCAAUGUUCUGGUGGAAACCACCAAGGCCAAGAAAGGGGCAGCGACCUUCCUCCUCGACGGAACAAACCACUCUUUGGACACCAAAGGGGUGCUCGUCCACAUCAUUGAUUUCUCGCUGUCCAGGCUGGAAAUCGACGGCCUGACGGUGUCAUGUGACAUCUCCAACGAAGAGGAGCUGUUCACGGGCCAGGGAGACUAUCAGUUCGACAUCUACAGGCUGAUGCGGCAGGCCAACGGCAACAACUGGAACGCCUACCGGCCCCACUCCAACGUCAUGUGGCUCCAUUACCUGAGCGGCAAGCUGCAAUCCAUGAAGUACCGGGGCAAUGGUGGCCGCGGCAAUAUCCAGAUGCGGAAGAUGCUCACACAUUUCCAUGACAACGUGCUCCAAUACACUUCGGCCACCGAUGCCCUCCGGAGCUGCCCUCUGUUCCAUUAGUGUGUGUGUGUGUGUCUGUGUCUUUUUUUAUUUUUGGCAUAAUUUUUCAAUAAAUGUUACAUUUUUUUUAAUUACCACUGGAGAACACAGAUUGGAUAACGCUACUACCAACCAGAAGGAUACAAGGGGUGACGUAUACAGACCAGUGGCGUUAACCAAUAGAUACGACUUUACCGUAUCCGGUCGGUAAAACAGCAACGCUUUUGCUGCCGCCUAUAUUGAUACAUCGAUGUGAUUGGUUAAUGUUCUGGGCCAGGGGUGGCCCAGAAUAUACACGAGUAUAUUGCUCGUUCCCUGAGUGACUCGCUAAGCAAACUCUAAUCUGGAUUUCCAGGGUUGUAUCGGCUCCAAAUAUGGGCUUAAGGAAAAUCGGUAUUGGCGUAUCGGUCAUCGGCUAAGGCUGAUGGAAAAAAAAAUCGUUAUCUGUCUUAAAAAAUCCAUAUCGGUCGAUCCCUAGUUAAUAAAUAAAUGAGAUGCAAACGUGGUAUGUCUCUGUUAUUUAGAUGGAUGAGAGCGGACAGUAUUAACUCGUGUUACAUCAUCACCCGUAGAUAAUGAGGCCUCAUACAGGCUACUUAUUAAUCACAGACACCAACAGAUGGACACUCUGGACUGGCUCAUGUGUACUUUAUCACUAGUUCAUACAUACGAUUCUUUCAAUACUGAAGUUUAACUGGGGAGAAUAUGAAACGAUCAUUGCAACGUGGCCCUAACUUUCGUAUGGCAUAUAAAGAAAUGUUUUGGGACAGAGGAAUUUGGUUUUAUGCAAAGAAAAAAGUACUGUUUCUGGACUUGUUUGUGUAGACAAUUCCUGGAAUAUACUUUUAUUUAGUAAUUUAAAAAAUAAAAAGUAAGUCCUGCAAAUACAUUGUCAAGACGAAACAAUACUUCAACGGACAUACAUAAUAUAAUAAAACAAAGGCAUAUAAAAACAAAA